AUGGGUAGACAUAAGAACGGAAUGUCGAGACGUGGUCGCCCACGCAAAUCCAAAUCUCAACCUGAGGGUAACCGAAAUCCUAACCCAAUCGAAUCGGGGGUAGAAGUGAACCAAAUAUUGCUGAUGUGCAAUGAAAGUUUUCUUGCUGCUCUACAAGAUCCCGAACAGGUAUUUCUUACUUCUGCAUCCAUACCUGUUGUUUCUGAAUAUCUUGAUGUGUUCCCCGACGAUUUACCGGGUAUACCACCGGUACGAGAAAUCGAAUUUACUAUCGAUCUAGUCCCAGGAGCUUCUCCUAUUUCCAAGGCUCCCUACCGAAUGGCUCCAACUGAAAUGAAAGAGCUUAAAACUCAACUCGAUGAUCUAUUGAAUAAAGGUUUCAUUCGGCCUAGUGUUUCACCCUGGGAAGCUCCAGUUCUUUUCGUUAAAAAGAAAGACGGUACGAUGCGUCUUUGUGUCGAUUAUCGGGAACUUAAUAAAUAUCAUUCGGGCAAAGCUAAUGUAGUUGCCGACGCUUUAAGCCGUAAAUCUAUGGAACAAGUUUCUUCUUUAAUUGUUUCUACAGAGUUGGCUUUGGAAAUCGAACGGUUUGAACUAGAAAUCUAUCCGAGUUCGCAAACGGAAAUUCUGUCAAAUCUAAUGGUAGAACCGACUCUAAUCUCUCGGAUCAAAGAAGCCCAACAAGAUAGUGAAUUAUGGGCAAAUUUCCAGCAGGCACAAGAGAAUUCUAGUUCAGAGUUCAGAAUUGAUGAUGAUCACGUGUUGUGGUUUCGGGAUCGUCUUUGUGUUCCGAAUAACUCGGAGUUAGAGAUCUAA
Molecule: messenger RNA, 816 nt
Organism: Cynara cardunculus var. scolymus (artichoke)
Lineage: Eukaryota; Viridiplantae; Streptophyta; Magnoliopsida; Asterales; Asteraceae
Exons: 4
Coding region: 1-816 (271 amino acids)
Source: RefSeq, a predicted model, not a curated record